This is a messenger RNA of Saprolegnia parasitica CBS 223.65, 585 nucleotides long. RefSeq lists its product as hypothetical. The coding region runs from base 1 to 585 and encodes 194 amino acids. The transcript has a single exon. The record is from RefSeq and is a predicted model, not a curated record. Lineage: Eukaryota; Oomycota; Saprolegniomycetes; Saprolegniales; Saprolegniaceae.
AUGGCAAACGAUGCCACCGCCCUCCCGACGGCCAUCGCGUCAUUAACGCUAGCGCUGCCAUUGCUCCUCGCUGGCUGCCGCAACCGCCGCUACACGGGUGUCUUCUCUGGCUUUCUCCUCGGUGGCGUCCUCGCCACGGCGCUGGGUGCGCCGCCUGGUGUCGUGCUUGGCCUCGGUCUCGGCAUCGCGAUCGGCGGCGGCCUCCACGACCGCUUCGGCGGCUUCUGCACCGUGGCUGUCGCUGCGUGCAUACUUCUAAGCUUUUUCUGCGGCCUUCUCCGCCUCGGCGCCGUCGCGACGCCAAUCGUGUCGGGCGUUGCUGCGAUUGGCCUCGGGGUUGCGUCGCGCGACUCGCGGGACGGUAGACUCUUGGCCUCGGCCUUCACGGGCGCGGUUGUGGCGUCGACCGGCUUUUUAGUCCUCACGGCCCAGACGUUUACAGGGUUCUUCUAUGCGAUGGCUAUUGUCUUUGGCGUCUUCUUCGUCGUUGGAAUUAUUGUCCAGAUCAAGUACACGGCGCCGCCCGACGGCCUUCGCACUCUCCGGACGGUGCCCCUGCUGCCCACAUCGACCAACGCAGGGUAG